AAACUUCAAAAUGUUUUGUCGAAUUACUGCAACACGAGCCAUCGUAUAUAUAAGAAAAUGAAGCAGAACAUAAACACGGAAAUUUUAACCUCCUCAAAAAAUAACAAAUGCCCACAAAUCCAUCCCUCUAACUGCAUUUUCGCCAACUUUUCUCACUCGCGAAUUUUCCCAGCUGAGUUGAAAGGGACAUGGCGACGAUGUAGUUUAGGGAAGCAAGAAUCAUUAACUCGCGCCGGGAUUAUUUAGCUUUAAUUAAGACUCAUCCAGGCUCCAUUUUUUAAGAUAAAGUCGAGCAGCGGAAGUUGAUGAGUUCACCAGAAGAGAGCCCAGAGACGAGUGGGGCCGGGGGAGGCACCAGGAGUAAUAGUCUUGGGCAUGAAGAAGUGCAAAGUGGUGAGGCAGAGCAGGACGGGAGGCAGUGGCCAUCCCAACAUCAAGGUGGAGAUAUGAAACGCGCAGCUGCCCAGCUCAUAGAAAAAUAUUACUUCCAGCUGACUGAUGGAUGCGGUAAUCCAAAUUGUGACAAUCCCAACUGUGCAUCCUCUGGCAAG
Molecule: messenger RNA, 551 nt
Organism: Penaeus monodon (black tiger shrimp)
Lineage: Eukaryota; Metazoa; Arthropoda; Malacostraca; Decapoda; Penaeidae
Product: ubiquitin-protein ligase E3A-like
Source: RefSeq, a predicted model, not a curated record